CUGCAGCUUAUCCAUGAUAAAGAAAGAGGCAACAACAUCGUGCGAAGAAAGCUUAAGUAGCCCAGGCAUCUCAUCUCCCACCACUCAAGCUCAAGAUUCUUUCCAAGAACAUAUACUUAGGAGACCUAAGCUCUUGGAAGCUCCAGCCUUUAUCUCUUCACCUUGAACUCUCCUUUCUCAAGAUACUGUUCUUUGCCUUCUAGAUCUUGGCCACAUCGGGAUCCAAGCACCUUGUUUACCAGCCACGAAGAGGAAGAUCAAGAUGCAGAAAAGAAACAUUCGCCUUAAGUAUUGCUUACUGUUGCAUGUCCUACUAUUACAACAUGGCAUAACCUCCAGUAAUAGUAGUACAACUGUCAACAAUGAAUCCAGCCCAACUUCCAGUGAACCCACUACAACCACCACUGGAUCCAGUGCAACCUCCAGUGAGACUAGUAUAGCCUCGAACACUGCAUCCAGCACGACCCAUGGUAGUCCUAGCACAGCCACUAAUGCUGGAUCUCAAGAGACCUUCAGUGGAUCCAGCUCAGCCUCCAGUACUGAAUCCAGCAUGACCUCUGGAGGGUCCAGCACAACCUCCAGUACUGAAUCCAGCGUGACCUCUGGAGGGUCCAGCACAACCUCCAGUACUGGAUCCAGCAUGACCUCUGGAGGAUCCAGCACAACCUCUGACAAUGGAUCUAGCAUGACCUCUGGAGGGUCCAGCACAACCUCCAGUACUGGAUCUAGCAUGAUCUCUGGAGGGUCCAGCACAACCUCCAGUACUGAAUCCAGUGUGACCUCUGGAGGGUCCAGCACAACUUCUGACACUGGAUCCAGUGUGACCUCUGGAGGGGCCAGCACAGCCUCUGACACUGGAUCCAGCGUGACCUCUGGAGGGGCCAGCACAACCCCCAGUACUGGAUCCAGCAUGACCUCUGGAGGGGCCAGCACAACUUCCAGUACUGAAUCCAGCGUGACCUCUGGAGGGUCCAGCACAACCUCCAGUACUGAAUCCAGUGUGACCUCUGGAGGGUCCAGCACAACCUCCAGUACUGGAUCCAGUGUGACCUCUGGAGGGGCCAGCACAGCCUCUGACACUGGAUCCAGCGUGACCUCUGGAGGGGCCAGCACAACCCCCAGUACUGGAUCCAGUGUGACUUCUGGAAGAGCCAGCACAACCUCCAGUACUGAAUCCAGUGUGACCUCUGGAGGGGCCAGCACAGCCUCUGACACUGGAUCCAGCGUGACCUCUGGAGGGGCCAGCACAACCCCCAGUACUGGAUCCAGUGUGACUUCUGGAAGAGCCAGCACAACCUCCAGUACUGGAUCCAGUGUGACCUCUGGAGGGUCCAGCACAGCCUCUGACACCGGAUCCAGCAUGAACUCUGGAGGGGCCAGCACAACCUCCAGUAUUGGAUCCAGCGUGACCUCUGGAGGGUCCAGCACAACCUCCAGUACUGAAUCCAGUGUGACCUCUGGAGGGUCCAGCACAACCUCCAGUACUGGAUCCAGUGUGACCUCUGGAGGGGCCAGCACCACCUCUGACACUGGAUUCAGCGUGACCUCUGGAGGGGCCAGCACAACCUCCAGUAUUGGAUCCAGCGUGACCUCUGGAGGGUCCAGCACAACCUCCAGUACUGGAUCCAGUGUGACCUCUGGAGGGUCCAGCACAACCUCCAGUACUGGAUCCAGCAUGAACUCUGGAGGGGCCAGCACAACCUCUAGUACCGGAUCCAGUGUGACCUCUGGAAGGGCCAGCACAACCUCCAGUACUGGAUCCAGUGUGACCUCUGGAGGGGCCAGCACAUCCUCCAAAACUGGAUCCAGUGCAAUCACAGGAGGCUCUGAUACACCUUUUCCAACUGGAACACACACAACGUCUAACAAAAGUAACACAAGUGCUGCAACUCCAGUGGAGGAAGUGAAGCCCACUGGGUCCCUGAAGCCAUGGGAAAUCUUCCUCAUCACUCUGGUCUCAGUUGUAGUGGUCGUGGGAUUCUUUGUUGGGCUCUUCUUCUGCGUGAGAAACUCCCUGUCCAUGAGAAGUGUCCUUGACACAGCUGUCUACCGCCCCCAUGGCCCCAACCUCGGCUGGGGCCCUGGAGGGAAUCACGGAGCCCAUCACAGGCCUAGGUGGAGCCCUGCCAGGCCCUGGAACAGACCCAUAUCCUCAGGAACCAUGGAGAUGAGAGAAAGUCACAGUGGGUUCUGAGUGGCUGCUGAAGCCACGGAGCCACAUUCCUCAGAGAGAAAGCCAGCCUGGGGGACCAGAGAUCUGAGUGUCCUUUCAUUCAUCCCCAGGAGCCCCCUCCCAGCUUCAUUUGGGUCUCUGCCAGGCUUGGGGAAGACACUUCCUCUUUCUCUCUUGCUUUUACUAGAUGUUGGAAAGAGACUCUAUUGGUCUCUAAGCUAAGAAAUAAACACAUGAAAUUAAAUCACA
Cervus elaphus (red deer) is the source of this 2422-nucleotide messenger RNA. RefSeq names its product mucin 21, cell surface associated (gene MUC21). Bases 263 to 2194 code for a protein of 643 amino acids. The transcript has 3 exons. The record is from RefSeq and is a predicted model, not a curated record. NCBI's taxonomy places the organism in Eukaryota, Metazoa, Chordata, Mammalia, Artiodactyla, Cervidae.